UUAUUGCUCUUAGUGGGAAACUGUGAAAUGUGAAUGUGUUUUUUGUUGUUAUUAUAUUAUAUCAAUGCUCGUAAUUUUUUAAGUUUCACACACAAUAUUCAUUUUUCCUUCAGACUAUAACACGCUAACUUAACGGACAUGGAUUCCAAAGAGUUUGAUGCCACUUUAGGUGGCGCAGAGCACUUACCGCAUACAGCGAACAGUUUUAAAUUUGCUGCGUCGAGGAGCGUUGAAAUAGCAGCGAUGACUGAGAGUAUACUUCGGCCCGUUAAAUCUAAAUUGAUAUUUCAAGCUUUACCUGUUCAUAUGCGACGACGAGUUAUGAGCCACAAUUGCAAGCGAUUACCAAGAAGGUUACGAGAGGGACAUUUAGAGCAAUUAAAAAAGAAUGGCUUGCCCCCUAAACAAAAAAGACCAUCAAGGAAGUAUAGACGCCGACCAGCCAACCUGCUGGAAGAAUAUACCAGGAGACAACGAAGAAUUGUAUGGUUAGAAACACACAUUUGGCAUGCUAAAAGGUUUCAUAUGGUUGAGAGAUGGGGCUACCGAUUAGCACAUAGACCGUGUGACAAAGCAUUUAGAGCAUGCUACAGAGCAUCUUCAGCACACUGCCUCUUGCAGGAUAUUUCAUACUACAUUCCUGUACAAGUUAAAGGACCUGUUGCAGACAUUCAAAAAUUAUUUAGUUGUAUUACAAAUAAAUCUUGUGGAUUAAGUGUAUCUGCUAAAGCUUAUAUAUCUGGGCACAGAUCAGGCUGUAUAAAUAUUUACUAUCCAAAUUCAUAUCCAUAUGAUUUUAUUGGAAAAGUUGAAUUUGUAUGGGUGCAGACUGAGUCACAGCCAUUUCUUAUAUUAUUUGUUCAUCCAUCACAAGUUAAAGAAGUAGAGUAUAUUUUAACUGACAUUAUCACAUGCUCAACAGCAUUUGUUGCUAAAAACAAUGAUAAUAAACGGGUAAAAUUAACAAAUGAACUGUUAAAUGUGAAAAUAAAGCUAAUGUAUGGAAACUACAAUAGAUUUCGACUUACUGGACCUAAAAGCCAUGCUGUUUUAACACAUUCACUAAAAUGUGUUACAGAUAUAAAUAACAUUGACUCUAAUGAAUGGGUGGCUGUAGCUAAAACAAGUAAUAUUAACUUAGAUCUACAAAACAAGUCUAAUUACUGGUCUAGUAUAAAUAAUUUAUUCUCUCCGGCUCAAGUGCCUCCGAGGAUUGUUAUUGGGUUGAUUGUUAAGGAUCCUAGGUGGAGUCGCCCAAGAAAACGUACAAAAGCGCAAACAAAACAGCCUAGCACAAGCCAAGACAAUUUAACUAGUAUACCAUCAUAUGCCUCCUCAUCUCCUUUAUGGGAUGAAAAUAUUUGUAAUAUAGUUAAGAAAAAUGCUGUGUCAAAUACUAAAUUUAUUGACCAUGUAACAAUGACGGAAAUAGUGCCUGGGGAGGUGAAUGAAGAUGACCCAGCUUUACAGAGCAUUCCUGUCGUACUAAUUCAACAGGCAGGUUCACAAAACUCAGAAUCAAAAAAAAUUGGCUAUGGAAGUGGAUGGGAUAUAAUAGUACCGUCAGGCUAUGGCAUUCCAUUCUGGCUAACAUUUGUUAUGUUUGGUGCAAGAACAGGAGGACUCAGGGAAACAGAAAAUUUAGCACAUGAAAUGGGCGAAUGUUAUUUCUCACCAGAUUCUAAUUCAGGCAGAAUAGAAGGGAAGAGGAUUGAAAAACAGUUAAAGGAACAUUAUUUUAAACGUCCACCUAGUAAAAGAGUUAAUUAUAUCAAACUAGGCAUAUUAAACCCAUUUAUAUGUCCCUGGAAUAUUUUAUUGAAAGAUUGGAGUGACACUGAUGUCGAUAAGUUUUUCAUUUUAAGAGAUAAAGUUAUUUUAAAUGAACUACAGGAAUCAAUUGUAAAGAAAAAGCAGAUACUUAAUGCACAUCCUGUAAAUACUGGUUCUUGCUUGAUUGCUGUUUAUUUGAAAAUUGAAGGGAAAGGAGUAAUGAGAGAUCAUGCAUUAAUAUGUUUGCCAAAUGUAGAAGAUAUAACUUCUACAAAAUUACUCUGUGAACCUCAUCAUGAAGACACAAAUGCUAAACUAAGGAAGGAAAAACGAAAAGAAAAUAAGAAAUUAUUAAAACAGUUACGAAGAAAGCGGAUAAAACUUAGAAAAACAAUUAAAGACGUUCCAGAUAAGAAACAAAAAAUGCAACCCAGUGAACCAUCAGAAUUUGUAAAAAGUAUGCAAGAACUAUGGGUUCCAUCAAAUGUAAUUAGUGUUAGAAAUUCAUGUAUACGACAAACUAUGGGUUAUUUAACUAAAGGCGCAUUCAGUUUCACUGAAGCGAGGAGCUGCGGUGUUGGCUAUAUUGCAUAUAAUGCACUAGUGAAACUAUUAGAAUUGAAAAUAAAUAAAGUUCUUAUAAGAAAUCCAACGUCGAGGAAAUAUAGAUUGGCGAGUUUUCGGAUAAUACCAAAUCCAUAAAAGAUUAUUAACUAUACACUGUGUAACUUUUAUCUGUACAGAAAUAAAAUUUAUAUUAUAU
Colias croceus (clouded yellow) is the source of this 2536-nucleotide messenger RNA. RefSeq names its product ribonucleases P/MRP protein subunit POP1 (gene Pop1). NCBI's taxonomy places the organism in Eukaryota, Metazoa, Arthropoda, Insecta, Lepidoptera, Pieridae. The transcript has 4 exons. Gene Ontology annotation, cellular component: ribonuclease MRP complex; nucleolar ribonuclease P complex. The record is from RefSeq and is a predicted model, not a curated record. Gene Ontology annotation, biological process: tRNA 5'-leader removal. The coding region runs from base 139 to 2475 and encodes 778 amino acids.